This is a messenger RNA of Leptonychotes weddellii (Weddell seal), 5437 nucleotides long. The record is from RefSeq and is a predicted model, not a curated record. Lineage: Eukaryota; Metazoa; Chordata; Mammalia; Carnivora; Phocidae.
AUGAACACGAUCAAUUUGCAAAAAAUUGUGGAGUGGAUCCAACAGCAAGUGGUAAAAAAACGGACAAAGAGGGAUUAUGACUUCAGUCGUGCCCAGCCAACUUACUUCAACGAUCCCAAGUGGCCAAGCAUGUGGUAUAUGCACUGCAGUGACAACACACAUCCCUGCCAAUCAGACAUGAACAUCGAAGGAGCCUGGAAGAGAGGCUACACGGGAAAGAACAUCGUUGUGACCAUCCUGGAUGAUGGCAUUGAGAGAACCCACCCGGAUCUGAUGCAGAACUACGAUGCUCUGGCGAGUUGUGACGUGAAUGGGAAUGACCUGGACCCAAUGCCUCGUUACGACGCAAGCAACGAGAACAAGCAUGGGACCCGCUGUGCUGGAGAAGUGGCAGCCGCAGCGAACAACUCUCACUGCACAGUCGGAAUUGCUUUCAAUGCCAAGAUCGGAGGGGUUCGGAUGCUGGAUGGAGAUGUCACGGACAUGGUUGAAGCGAAAUCGGUUAGCUUCAAUCCUCAGCACGUGCAUAUCUACAGUGCAAGCUGGGGCCCCGAUGAUGAUGGCAAGACCGUGGAUGGACCGGCUCCACUCACCCGACAGGCCUUUGAAAACGGCGUUAGAAUGGGGCGGAGAGGCCUCGGCUCUGUUUUUGUCUGGGCCUCGGGAAACGGUGGAAGGAGCAAAGACCAUUGUUCCUGUGAUGGAUACACCAACAGCAUCUACACCAUCUCCAUCAGCAGCACAGCUGAGAGUGGGAAGAAGCCUUGGUACCUGGAAGAAUGUUCGUCCACACUGGCCACCACCUACAGCAGCGGAGAGUCGUACGAUAAGAAAAUAAUUACUACGGAUCUGAGGCAGCGUUGCACGGACAACCACACUGGGACCUCGGCCUCGGCCCCCAUGGCCGCAGGCAUCAUUGCGUUGGCCCUGGAAGCCAAUCCGUUUCUGACCUGGAGAGACGUGCAGCAUGUUAUUGUCAGGACUUCCCGUGCGGGACAUUUGAACGCUAAUGACUGGAAAACCAAUGCUGCUGGUUUUAAGGUGAGCCACCUGUAUGGAUUUGGACUGAUGGAUGCGGAAGCCAUGGUGACGGAAGCAGAGAAGUGGACCACUGUUCCUCAGCAGCACGUGUGCGUGGAGAGCACAGACCGACAAAUCAAGACCAUCCGCCCCAACAGUGCAGUGCGCUCCAUCUACAAAGCUUCGGGCUGUUCUGAUAACCCCAACCACCACGUCAACUACCUGGAGCACGUAGUUGUGCGCAUAACCAUCACCCAUCCCAGGAGGGGAGACCUGGCCAUCUACCUGACCUCACCCUCAGGAACCAGGUCCCAGCUUUUGGCCAACAGGCUCUUUGAUCAUUCUAUGGAAGGAUUUAAAAACUGGGAGUUCAUGACCAUUCAUUGCUGGGGAGAGCGAGCCACCGGUGACUGGAUCCUUGAAGUUUACGAUACCCCCUCCCAGCUGAGGAACUUCAAGACUCCAGGGAAAUUGAAAGAAUGGUCUUUGGUCCUCUAUGGCACCUCCGUGCAGCCGUACUCACCAACCAAUGAGUUUCCUAAAGUAGAACGUGUCCGCUAUAGCCGAGUAGAAGACCCCACCGAUGACUAUGGUACCGAGGAUUAUGCAGGUCCCUGUGACCCUGAGUGCAGUGAGGUCGGCUGUGACGGGCCAGGACCAGACCACUGCAGUGACUGCUUAAACUACUACUACAAGCUGAAAAACAACACCAGGAUCUGUGUCUCCAGCUGCCCCUCUGGCCACUACCAUGCUGACAAGAAGCGAUGCAGAAAGUGUGCUCCCAACUGUGAGUCCUGCUUUGGGAGCCAUGGUGACCAGUGCCUGUCCUGUAAAUAUGGAUACUUCCUAAAUGAAGAAAUCAACAGCUGUGUUAUCCACUGCCCUGCUGGAUUAUACCCGGACACCAAGAAAAGUCUUUGCCGGAAAUGCAGUGAAAACUGCAAGACAUGUACUGAAUUCCACAACUGUACAGAAUGUAGGGAUGGGUUAAGCCUGCAGGGAUCCCGCUGCUCCAUCACCUGUGAGGACGGGCAGUACUUCAAUGGCCAGGACUGUCAGCCCUGUCACCGCUUCUGUGCCACCUGCGCUGGGCCGGGCGCUGACGGGUGUAUUAACUGCACGGAAGGCUACUUCAUGGAGGAUGGGAGAUGCGUGCAGAGCUGCAGUCUCAGCUACUACUUUGACCACUCUUCAGAGAACGGAUACAAAUCCUGCAAAAAAUGUGAUGCUACCUGUUUGACAUGCAAUGGUCCGGGGUUCAAGAACUGCACGAGCUGCCUCAGCGGCUAUCUCUUAGACUUAGGGACGUGUCAGAUGGGCGCCAUCUGCAAGGACGGAGAAUACAUUGAUGAACAUGGUCACUGCCAGGUCUGUGAAGCCUCGUGUGCCAAGUGCUGGGGGCCAACUCAGGAAGACUGCACUGACUGCCCCAUCACAAGGACUUUUGACAAUGGCCGCUGCAUUUUCAAGUGUCCCUCAGGGAAAUUUGAAUUUCAGAACGAAUGCCAUCCCUGCCACUACACUUGCCGAGAAUGCCAAGGAAAUGAGCCUUCCAGCUGCACUGCCUGUGGAGUAGAUAAGCAUGGCCAGGAGCGCUUCCUAUAUCAGGGGGAGUGUUGGGAGAGCUGCCCAACAGGCCACUACCCUGCCGAGGGGCACACCUGCCUGCCCUGCUCAGACAACUGUGAGCUUUGCCACAGCGCACACAUCUGUACACGAUGCAUGGGCGGCUACUUCAUAGUGCCCACCAACCAUACCUGCCAGAAGUUGGAGUGUGGACAAGAUAAUCCAGAAACCUGUACAUCAUGCACUCCGGGGUAUUACAUGUUUGAACACCACUGUUACAAGACCUGUCCUCAGAAGACCUACAGUGAAGAACCUGAAUGCAAAGCGUGUGAGACCAACUGCGGCAAUUGUGACCAGCAUCAGUGCUAUUGGUGUGAAGAAGGCUUCUUUCUCCUGGGUGGCUCUUGUGUGAGCACAUGUGGUCCUGGCUUCUAUGGCGACCCAGAGCUGGGCCAGUGUGAGCGCUGCCACCCAGCCUGCGUGACCUGCAGUGGCCCUGGCUACCAUCAGUGCAGCAGCUGCCGGGAAGGACUGCAGCUGCAACACGGGACGUGCUCGGAGCCUGCCCAGACCCAGGUGGAAGGCGAAUUCUGGAACGAGCCUGUGCCCACUGCAAGCCCAUCUUUGGUGAGGAGCCUGCCACAGAAGCGACGGCGGAAGUUUCAAAUCAAAAGAGACAUUAUGAGAGGACACCAGCCUUGUCAUCCUUCUUGUAAAACCUGCAAUGAAUCUAUGACCCUGUGCACUUCGUGUCCGAAAGGCACGUAUCUGCUGGCCCAGGCCUGUGUCUCCUCCUGUCCUGAAGGCACAUGGCCCUCGGCGAGGAGUGGCCACUGCGAGAACUGUAUGGAGGACUGUACCUCCUGCUCUGGAGCCCAUCUCUGCAGAACGUGCCGGACGGGGCUGGACUUCCCUCUCUUCCUCCACGAAGGCAGAUGCUACACCAGGUGCCCUGAGGGCUUCUAUGCAGAAGACAGCACAUGUGAGCAGUGUAGCUCUCCUUGCAAAACAUGCGAAGGAAACGCCACCACCUGCCACUCUUGCCAAGGAAGCCUCAUCCUGCACCAGGGAGCAUGCCGGGAAGCCUGCCCCGAGAGGCAUGUGGCCGUGGAGGGGGUGUGCAAGCAUUGCCCUGAGAUGUGUCAGGACUGCAUCCAUGAGAAGACAUGCAAAGAGUGUAUGCCUGGGUCCUUCCUGUACCAGGAUAUGUGUCAUCCAUCCUGUCCCCACGGCUUCUAUGCGGACAUACGCAAGUGUGUCCCCUGCCACGAAGACUGUCUGGAGUGUAGUGGCCCCUCAGCGGAUGACUGUGACCUCUGUGCCGAGCCAUCCCUGGUUCUCUAUGAUGGACAGUGUUUGGACGAAUGUCCAGUGGGAACUUACUAUGAAAAAGAGACUAAGGAUUGCAGAGAUUGCCACAAGUCCUGCCAGACCUGCUCAUCACCUGGGAUUUGCACGGCCUGUCAGGAGGGCCUUCUGGUCAACCACCACGGGGACUGCGUGCCUCACAAGGAAUGUGCCCCCAUUGAGUACUGGGAUGUGGAGGCUCUGGGAUGCAAGCCCUGCCAUGCUAAGUGCUUCCGCUGCACGGGGCCUGCCGAGGACCAGUGUCACACCUGCCAGAGGGACAACCUUCUUUUCAACAGGACCUGCGUGCAGGACUGCCCCGAGGGCUACUAUGCUGAUGAGGACAGCCACCAAUGUGUCCCCUGCCACAGCUCCUGCAGGACGUGUGAAGGGAGACACAGCACACAAUGCCUCUCCUGCCAACCAGGCUUGCUCCAGCUGGAAAAAGAGUGCCUGCUGCAGUGCCUGGAAGGAUACUACGCAGAAAUCUCCACAGGACGGUGCAAGAGGUGCAGCAAGAGCUGCAAGGCAUGCCGGGGCCCGCAGCCCACCGACUGCCUGUCUUGCGAUUCGUUUUUCUUUCUACUCCGCUCCAAGGGAGAGUGUCAUCGCAACUGCCCAGAGCAUUACUAUGCGGAGCAAGGCACACGGACGUGUGAGAGAUGCCACCCGACCUGCGACAAAUGCAAAGGAAAAGGAGCAUUGAAUUGCUUAUCCUGUGUGUGGAGUUACCACCUAGUGGGAGGAAUCUGCAUCUCGGACUGUCUGGUGGGGGAGUACAGAGUGGGAGAGUGUUCAGAGGAGUGUAUCCUUCAAGCAAGUGAAAUUGGGCCUGCGGGCAAACAGACCAAGAUAGCCCUGUUCAUCACCUCCUCCGUUAUGCUGGUGCUUCUGCUCGGGGCAGCUGUGAUUGUCUGGAGGAAAUCGCGGGGCCGAGUCCAGCCAGUAGCGAAGGCUGGCUAUGAGAAGCUGGCUAACCCUAGCAAGUCAUACGUUUCCUAUAAGAGCAGCCCCAGCUUUGAAGAGGAUCAGGUGAUUGAGUACAGGGACCGGGACUAUGAUGAGGAUGAUGAUGAUGACAUUGUCUACAUGGGCCAAGAUGGCACUGUUUACCGGAAAUUUAAGUAUGGGCUGCUGGAUGAUGAGGAGGAGGAUGAGCUGGAAUACGAUGACGAGAGCUACUCCUACCAGUAGACAAGAGGCCACCCGCCCCUCACCCUUCUCCAUUCCACUCACAGGCAUGCAUUCGAGCGUUACAGUUUUGGAGUUUUAUCCCCACACAUCAGGCUGAUGUGUGGGUGUUUGUCUUUGUCCUCUUAACCGUGAGUCCAACUAGAGUAUGUAAGAAUGCUGAAAUAAUUUGUUCUUCUUUUGAGUGGCUAAACUCAAUUAACCAUAACUGAGGAACAAGGAUAAAAUUCAGAGAGAUUUCCCUCAAAAUAAUAAGUCAAAAUACAGGAAGUGAAAAAAGUGAGAUUUGUACAUUUCAUGAGAUUAAAAAGUA